Molecule: messenger RNA, 972 nt
Organism: Striga hermonthica
Lineage: Eukaryota; Viridiplantae; Streptophyta; Magnoliopsida; Lamiales; Orobanchaceae
Source: the annotation of a GenBank genome assembly
AUGGAGAACGACCGAGAAGAUGUAUAUACAUGUUUAAAUGAAGAAAAGGACAACAACUGCAAUAACAAGGUGAAAGAAGAAAGUAAUCACAAUAUUGUGACCAAUGAGGAAGGUUCCGUUAAUGAAGAAAACAGUACCAAAAGUGGGAAUGUUGAGAAAAUAAACGCUGAUGCAAAAGAUGGGCUGAAUGGUUGUGGUUCAGUGAAGAAACAAAUAGAUAUCGAGACUGGAGUGGUGGAACAAAAAUUUGCUAAUUGUGGGUUGCAAGAGAACCCAAAGGAGAAGGAGAUGGACAAUGAAAAUCAUGUGAAGGAUGUGGUAGAAAAACUUAAUGAAGAUGUUAAAGAGAAUAAUCCUGAAAAAAUCUGCAAGCUGAACUCGGAUGGUGCUGAAUGUGUUUCAAUAGAAGAAAAGACAAUGGAGACUACUCAAGUGGACCAUGCGAAACUUUCUUCAAAUGAACCCCCUCAAAGGCAGGAAAUGGAGCUUGACAAUGUUCAGCACGUUGAGGAUGUAGAAAUGAAUGAUGCGGCUAAUUUGGAUAAAGAUGAACAUGACCAAGAUAGUCCGAUGGGGCAAGGUGUGGAAACAGCUCUUCCUACUGAAACUGAUGGGAAUGACCAGACUGAUGUAGUUGCUGCCAGAAAUGAAGGGGAUGAUGCUUUGCGGCUGAACAAGCACGAAGCUGCUAAAAUAGAUUCCCCUGGCGUAAAUUCUCCUGAAAAGGUUGAAGACAUGAGUGGAGAUACCUUCAAGUCUUUUUCUACUCAAUCAACACUGCCUUGGAUGGGAGAAGGCGAUGAUGGAACACUAGAGGAUCAAAUUGCAUUCGUGAAGGAACUUGAGAGUUUUCACAGGGAGAAGGCACUAGACUUCAAACCUCCCAAAUUUUACGGGCAGCCACUAAAUUGCCUAAAGUUAUGGAGGGCGGUGAUUAAGUUGGGAGGCUACGACACGGUAUGCGUGUCUUAA